Phaeodactylum tricornutum CCAP 1055/1 is the source of this 228-nucleotide messenger RNA. RefSeq lists its product with no specific name. Lineage: Eukaryota; Bacillariophyta; Bacillariophyceae; Surirellales; Neidiaceae. The record is from RefSeq and is a predicted model, not a curated record. Gene Ontology annotation, cellular component: mRNA cleavage and polyadenylation specificity factor complex. The transcript has a single exon. Gene Ontology annotation, molecular function: mRNA binding. The annotation marks the transcript as partial.
GUCUUUGUGGGAAAUCUGGCCUUCAACACCACCGAAGAACAACUGCAGCAAGUAUUUUCCGACAUUGGCCGCGUCAUUCACGUGCGGCUGGUAACCGACGUGGAUACGGGCAAACCCCGGGGAUUCGCCUUUGUGGAGUUCUCCGACGCGCAAGCGGCGUUGUCCGCCAUUCGCAACAUGAACGAUUACGAACUUAAUGGCCGACGCAUUCGCGUCAAUUUUAGCAAU